Spirodela intermedia is the source of this 1164-nucleotide messenger RNA. The record is from the annotation of a GenBank genome assembly. NCBI's taxonomy places the organism in Eukaryota, Viridiplantae, Streptophyta, Magnoliopsida, Alismatales, Araceae.
AUGAUGCCGGCAAUAAAUAUUUUCUGGUUGCGUUGACUCGCAAUUUAUGUGUAAUACGUUUUGGGAUUCUUGAUCCCGGCCUGUCUUACGUUUGUGGGACAGGGAUAAGAUAAUAUCUUGUGUUCUUGAUGUUCUUUGAUCGCCUUUGACUCGGGACAUCUCAUUGAACAAUUUACAACGUUCAUGCCACCUUAACAUCACGAAUACUAUUAAUGUAUGUUUGGAAUCAUCCGAUGCGCAGCAAGCUGCAGAGUGAUGUGCUGAGGGAAGCAAUCACCCAAGUCACCACGGACUCCAGAGAGAAGAAGAGGAAGUUCCUCGAAACCAUCGAGCUGCAGAUCGGCCUGAAGAACUACGACCCCCAGAAGGACAAGCGCUUUAGUGGCUCGGUGAAGCUCCCCCAUAUCCCUCGCCCCAAGAUGAAGGUCUGCAUGCUGGGAGACGCCCAGCAUGUUGGAGAGGUUUGUGGUCUAUAAUUUUCCGAGAACCCUAGAAACCGAGCCCUUUUUUCAGAUUGAGGGGAUCAUCGUUCGGCUCUGUCGGAGGUUCCGUCGACUCCAGAAGAAUUAGGUUUGUUCUUGUGCAGGCGGAGAAGAUCGGGCUGGAGUACAUGGACGUCGAGGGGUUGAAGAAGAUGAACAAGAACAAGAAGCUGGUGAAGAAGCUCGCGAAGAAGUACCAUGCCUUCCUCGCCUCUGAGGCCAUCAUCAAGCAGAUCCCCAGGCUUCUGGGCCCUGGGCUCAACAAGGCAGGCGAGUGAAAACCCCCACACUCUCCUCCACCCGCCCUAGAUGGGUAAGCCUGACAUUUCUCUUUUUUGGGGCGAGGGAUGGCACAGGGAAGUUUCCGACGUUGGUGACUCACCAGGAAUCUCUGGAGUCGAAGGUCAACGAGACCAAGGCGAUGGUUAAGUUCCAGCUGAAGAAGGUCCUCUGCAUGGGCGUCGCCGUGGGCAACUGCGGGAUGGAGGAGAAGCAGAUCUUCCAGAACGUGCAGCUCUCCGUCAACUUCCUCGUCUCCCUCCUAAAGAAGAACUGGCAGAACGUAAGCCCCUGUUCCUCUCACUGAUUCUUUCUCUUUCUCUCUCUAACCUCUGCCUGUAUGGAGCAGGUCCGGUGCCUGUACCUGAAGAGCACCAUGGGGAAGCCGGUUCGGGUGUUCUGA